Messenger RNA from Drosophila busckii, 5260 nucleotides. RefSeq names its product protein serrate (gene Ser). The record is from RefSeq and is a predicted model, not a curated record. Gene Ontology annotation, molecular function: Notch binding; calcium ion binding. Gene Ontology annotation, cellular component: protein-containing complex; plasma membrane. NCBI's taxonomy places the organism in Eukaryota, Metazoa, Arthropoda, Insecta, Diptera, Drosophilidae. The transcript is spliced from 15 exons. The coding region runs from base 583 to 4794 and encodes 1403 amino acids. Gene Ontology annotation, biological process: heterophilic cell-cell adhesion; multicellular organism development; establishment or maintenance of epithelial cell apical/basal polarity.
AAGCGUACGCAAGCAAUAAGCGGAAGCACGUAUAGAUCUCGAUAUUGAAAAAUUCAAAACUUAGCGUCGCCGGUUCGCUUGGUGGUGAGUCUCUCGCGCGCGCCCUCUCUCUCUCUCUCUCUUUCGUGCGCUCUCUUUGCGCUUGCGUGAAUUGCUCCGCCCCGUGUGUAGUUGCAGGGCAAAAGCGCCGCAGGACUCGUUGUUUAGUCGAACGACGUGCUUCAAGCAGUGAUGAGCAGACGUAACCACAACAACAACAACAGCAACAAUUUUAUGCAGUGCUUGUGUUUAUAAAGUGCUAAAGAUAUGCAAAGCAUAACAACAACAAUAGUGAUAACAACAAAAUGCGCUGAAAAACAAUAACAAAGUAUAUACAACAGCAAGUGAUAAAAACAAAACAUACAAGUGGCCAACUGCACAACUGAGCAUGGGCUAAUUAAUGGCCUAAAAGUUGAGGGUAAACAACAACAGCAACAAAUAACUACAAAAGCAAAGGAACUUAACUGCCAGCGACCCAGACCAGCAUCGUCGUCUGUCUGCAACCAGCAGGCGGCAAAAGACACGUCGAAGAACGCGCACAGAAUGUACAAAAUGUUUAGAAAACAUUUUCGGCGAAAAUCAACAAAAAGCAAUACAACGAUAGCAGCAGCGGCAGCAACAGCUACAGGCAGCCUGAGAAUGUUUGCAACAGCGCAACAGCCUGAGCCAGAGCAACAGCCACAGCGGCAACGUCAACGCGAAGCAGCAACAUCAACGCUGCGAUCGCUGAUUGACGAUUGUCGAUCAUUAAAGUCUGCCUGCAACUUAAUUGCUUUAAUUUUAAUAUUGUUAGUUCAUAAGAUAUCCGCAGCUGGUAACUUCGAGCUGGAAAUAUUAGAAAUCUCAAAUACGAAUAGCCAUCUACUUAGCGGCUACUGCUGCGGUGUCCCAACAGAGCUGCGCGCCACCAAAACGACGGGUUGCACGCCUUGCACAACGGCGUUUCGUCUUUGCUUAAAGGAAUACCAGACCACAGAGCAAGGCGCCAGCAUAUCGACGGGCUGCUCGUUUGGCAAUUCGACUACGAAAAUACUUGGCGGCUCUAGCUUUGUGCUUAGCGAUCCGGGUGUGGGCGCCAUAGUCUUACCCUUCACAUUCCGUUGGACGAAGUCGUUUACGCUAAUAUUGCAGGCGUUGGAUAUGUACAACACAUCCUAUCCAGAUGCGGAAAGGUUAAUUGAAGAAACAUCAUUCUCGGGCGUGAUACUGCCGUCGCCGGAAUGGAAGACACUGGAUCACAUUGGGCGCAACGCUCGCAUCACCUACCGCGUUCGAGUGCAAUGCGCCGUUACCUACUACAACACGACCUGCACGACCUUCUGCCGUCCGCGCGACGAUCAGUUUGGUCACUAUGCCUGCGGCUCAGAGGGUCAAAAGCUUUGCCUGAAUGGCUGGAAGGGCGUCAACUGUGAGGAGGCCAUAUGCAAGGCGGGCUGCGAUGCGGUACAUGGCAAAUGUGAUCGACCCGGCGAAUGCGAGUGUCGACCUGGUUGGCGCGGUCCGCUGUGCAACGAGUGCAUGGUCUAUCCGGGCUGCAAGCAUGGCUCUUGUAAUGGCAGCGCUUGGAAAUGUGUCUGCGAUACGAAUUGGGGUGGCAUCUUAUGCGAUCAAGAUUUAAAUUACUGUGGCACUCAUGAACCCUGUAAACAUGGCGGCACCUGCGAGAACACCGCGCCGGAUCAAUAUCGCUGCACUUGCGCCGAGGGUCUGUCGGGGGAGCAGUGCGAGAUUGUGGAGCAUCCAUGUGCCACACAGCCCUGCCGCAAUGGCGGCACAUGCACGCUCAAGCAAACGAAUGCAACCAGGCCGGCGGCAGCGUAUCGCGUCAUGCGUGGCAUGAGCUCCUCCAUGGGCAAACCGAUAAGCCGACGCAAUUCAAUACGCAGUCUAAGCAACUUGUUCCCGGAGCUGCAGAAUGCCAACAGCAGCGGCAGCCAAAACAACAACAACAAUAACAAUAACAAUUCGAAGCAGCAGCCAGCCGCUGGCUUUACUUGCGGCUGUGUGCCGGGCUGGACGGGACCAACAUGUGAAAUAAACAUCGAUGAGUGCGCCGGCGGUCCCUGCGAGCAUGGUGGCACUUGUGUUGAUUUAAUCGGCGGCUUUCGCUGCGAGUGUCCGCCCGAAUGGCGCGGCGAUGUCUGCCAGGUGGACGUGAACGAAUGCGAGGCAUCUUAUGCCGCCGCGCUGCCAACAACAACGCUGCUGACCACCACAGCGAGCGCCAUCAUAGGCAGCAAUCUGAGCAGCUCGGCAGCGCUGCUGGCGGCGCUAACCAGCGCUGUGGCUGCUUCCUCCAGCGCAGCAGCCAAUACGCAUGGGCCCUGCAUAAAUGCCGUGGAAUGUUUGAAUUUGGCGGGCUCGUUCUCGUGCGUCUGCCUGGAGGGCUGGGGUGGCGCCACCUGUGCCGAGAAUCUGGACGAUUGUGUGGGCCAGUGCAAAAACGGCGCCAGCUGCAUUGAUCUGGUCAACGACUAUCGCUGCUCCUGUGCGCCCGGCUUCAGCGGACGUGACUGCGAAACGGACAUAGAUGAGUGUGCGGCCAUGCCCUGUCGCAAUGGCGGCGAGUGCGUCGACAUGGUGGGCAAAUUCAAUUGCAUUUGUCCGCUGGGCUACUCGGGCUCACUCUGCGAGGAAGCCAAGGAUCAUUGCACGCCCUCGCCUUGUCUGCAAGGACGUUGCUUGAAUACGCCCGGCAGCUACUACUGCCACUGUCCGCCGGAUCGUGCUGGCAAGCACUGCGAGCAGCUGCGUCCGCUUUGCUCACAGCCACCCUGCAAUGAGGGCUGCUUUGCCAAUGUCAGCGCUGUGGCCAAGCCUAGUGGACAACCCUGCAGCGGUCAUGGCAGCUGCGAGAUGAGCGACGUGGGCACCUUCUGCAAAUGCCAUGUGGGCCACACGGGCACUUUUUGCGAGCACAAUCUCAACGAAUGCUCACCAAAUCCUUGUCGAAACGGCGGUAUUUGCCUUGACGGUGACGGCGACUUUACAUGCGAGUGCAUGUCGGGCUGGACAGGCAAACGCUGCUCGGAGCGUGCGACCGGCUGCUAUGCGGGCCAAUGCCAAAAUGGCGGCACCUGCAUGCCCGGCGCACCGGAUAAAGCGCUGCAGCCGCAUUGCCGCUGUGCGCCCGGCUGGACGGGAUUAUUCUGCGCCGAGGCCAUUGAUCAGUGUCGUGGACAGCCGUGUCACAAUGGCGGCACCUGUGAAUCGGGCGCCGGCUGGUUUCGCUGCCUAUGCGCGCAAGGCUUCUCCGGUCCGGACUGCCGCAUCAAUGUUAACGAAUGUUCGCCGCAGCCUUGCCAAGGUGGCGCCACCUGCAUUGACGGCAUUGGCGGCUACACUUGCAUUUGUCCAGCUGGACGUCAUGGACUGCGCUGUGAAAUUUUGCUAUCCGAUCCCAAGUCCGCCUGCCUGAACUCCAGCAAUACCAUUUCACCUUAUGCAGCGCUUAAUCAAUCGCAAAGCUGGCUGGACAUUGCGCUAAGUGGACGCAGCGAGGAGGACGAGCAUUGCAAUGCCUGCGUUUGUGACAACGGCAACUCACGCUGCACCAAUCUGUGGUGUGGACUGCCCAACUGCUUCAAGCCGCAAACGGUGUCCAAGUCCUCGAAUCUUUCAGGCGUCUGCAAGCAGCACGAGGUGUGUGUGCCCGCCUUGAGUGAAACCUGCCUGUCACCGCCUUGCAGUGUGCGUGGCGACUGUCGCGCCUUGGAGCCUUCGCGACGCGUGGCGCCACCACGUCUGCCCGCCAAGGCCAGUUGUUGGCCGAAUCAGGCUUUGGUUAGCGAAAACUGCGCCCGGCUUACUAUACUGCUGGAUCUGGAGCGCGUGGGCAAGGGCGCUGCUGUGGAGGGACUUUGUUCGCUGGUGCGUGUGCUGCUGGCAGCACGUCUCAUCAAAGAGCCACAGCUGCAGCCAUCUGCUGAUGAUGCUGCCGUCGAGCCGGGCCUGCUUAUGGUGCUGUGUGAUCUGAAGACAGGCAGCAAUGAUACAAUCGAACUAACAGUGUCCUCUAGCAAACUGAACGAUGCACAGCUGCCUGUAGCCGUCGCCCUGCUGGGCGAACUGCUUAGCUCACGUCAGCUAAACGGCAUACAGCGACGCAAUGAGCAACUGCAGCAUGCCAAGCUGGAGGCGCUUACGUCCAUACUGGAAGUAAAGCUGGAGACAGCGAGCAUAGCAGAUGGCAACAGUCAUAGUUUGCUCAUAGGCGUGCUCUGCGGCAUCUUUAUAGUGCUGGUGGGUUUCUCCAUAUUCAUCAGUCUCUAUUGGAAGCAGCGCUUGGCGUAUCGCAGCAGCUCGGGCAUGAAUCUGACGCCAUCGCUGGAUGCGCUGCGACAUGAAGAGGAAAAAUCAAACAAUUUGCAGAACGAGGAGAAUCUGCGACGCUAUACGAAUCCAUUAAAGGGCAGCACCAGCUCUCUGCGUGCAGGCACAGGCAUGGAACUGAGUCUGAAUCCUGCGCCAGAGCUGGCAGUGACGGCAGCCAGCAGCUCGGCGCUGCAUCGCUCGCAGCCGCUGUUUCCGCCCUGCGACUUUGAGCGUGAGCUGGACGCCAGCACGGGCCUGAAGCAGGCGCAUAAGCGCAGCUCACAGAUUCUUCUGCACAAGACGCAGAAUUUGGAUAUGAAAAAGAAUACAGUGGGUUCGCUGGAUAGUCCGCGCAAGGACUUUGGCAAGCGCGCCAUUAACUGCAAAUCGCUGCCGCCGCCGGCCAACGAUGAUGACAUACUAACCACCGUUGUGGUCUGAGCGUAUCGAGCGAGCGAUCUCAAUUUGCAGUUAAACAUGCUUAAAGUUCCUGGCCCCACCAAAAGCAACAAGUGGGCGGAGUUCACACCACGCGCGUUUUUUCGAAAAAAAAGUGCAUUAGUAGCGUAAGUUGUCGUCGUAACUAGUUUAGUUGUAGUCUGGUUAGUUAGUUAGUCUUAGCUUAGCUUAGUUAGUGCGUGUUUUUUUAUGGCUGCGUAGUUAGCAUAUUAUGUUGCCUAGCUAAAAUAUAUAAAUUGCAAUAUUUUUGUUUGCUGCUAAAUCUACUACUAAUACUACUACCUACCUACUACUAUUUCACAAGCUAAGCAACAUCCUACACAGUGUGAUAUUUAGCAUAAACACAAGACAGACGCGCAGGCGUUUAUUAAAAUGCAUAAGUUGUACAUAAUGUAAAGCGUUAGUUCUUAGACUCUUUAGCAGUUAGUUAUUUGUUUUUAAUUGCAAU